AGAUGGCUGCGCCCAGGCGCUGAGGGAGGCGGCGGAGCAGCCGCGGCCAUGAGCGCCGCCCGCCCGCCCCGGGCGCUCGCAGGAUUGUUUGUGUGGCGUCUGAAGGGCGCUGGCACACGGCACAUCCCGUGCCAGUUCGUGCACCUCUGCCGGGCAGCCAACGACAGGCUGAUCACAUUUCAGUACUUUAACUUUCUCAAACGAAUGUAUGUAACUCAGUACAACAAAGACCUCAGCCAGCGAGCCAAACCCCAGUCGGAUCCAGUGGUGUCUCCUUUUCAUGAGCUUCAGCAGCUGGAUCAGGAAAAAAAGGUUAUCCACAAGAUUAGCCCAGUUUCACCUGUUCAUCAGCCUUGGCCUGAGACAUCAGGCAGAAAUGAGCUGAGAGAAGUGAAAUCACCUGCAGAAAGUGAAGCCUCGGGCACAGCAGCAAGAGCAGAGCCCAGAGAAGACAGACAGUGGAAGGAAAUGAAGCUGCGGCUGGACGAGUUGCCAGGAAUUUUGGCACGCUUGUCCAAAAUCAAGCUCACAGCUCUGGUCGUCAGCACCGCGUCCGCCGGCUUUGCCAUGGCCCCGGUCCCUUUUGACCUGCCCUGUUUCCUGCUGGCCUCCCUUGGAACUGGCCUGGCGUCCUGUGCUGCCAACUCCAUCAACCAGUUCUUUGAGGUCCCGUUUGACUCAAACAUGAACAGGACAAAGAACAGGCCGCUGGUGCGAGGACAGAUCAGCCCCCUGCUCGCCGUCUGCUUUGCUGCCUCCUGCGGAGUCCCAGGAAUUGCCCUGCUGACUCUGGGAGUGAACCCUCUCACUGGGGCCCUGGGAGCCUUCAACAUCUUCCUCUACACGUGCUGUUACACCCCCAUGAAGAGGAUGAGCAUUGCCAACACGUGGGUGGGAGCUGUGGUGGGGGCCAUUCCCCCUGUCAUGGGCUGGACCGCGGCUACCGGGAGUCUGGAUGCUGGUGCUCUGCUGUUGGGAGGGAUCCUUUACUCCUGGCAGUUCCCUCACUUCAACGCCCUGAGCUGGGGCCUGCGGGAGGAUUACUCCAGAGGAGGAUACUGUAUGAUGUCUGUCACCCACCCGGGGCUGUGCAGGAGGGUGGCUCUGCGCCACUGCUUGGCCUUAAUCGGACUCUCCGUGGUGGCUCCUGUCCUCGACGUCACCACGUGGACUUUCCCCGUCAUUUCGCUCCCCAUCAACCUCUACAUCUCCUACCUCGGCUUCCGCUUCUACAGGGAUGCAGAUCGCAGCAGCUCCAGGAAGCUCUUCUUCUGCAGCCUGUGGCACCUGCCAAUGCUGCUGCUGGUCAUGUUCACCUGCAAGAAGUCGGUCCUGGACAAGGAAGACAAAGGCGACGUGCUGGGAAAGGGGGAAAGUCACGGGAGGGCUAUGGAAAUUAGAUUGCCUUAACUGUCGAUUGUAUGUUGUCCUCGUGGCACGUCAGGUAGUUUAUUUUAGUGAUUACUGUGGGGGAUCCUGUGGGAAUCUGUUUGAGGAAGAAUCAUUUGUGCCUAGCGGCCACUUCCUGCCAUGAGUUUCUAUUUUCUUUUGCGAGGGAGUAGCCAGGAGACCUCAAAGCCCUCGGGGGCCCCACGGCUAUCACGUGCUAGAAUUUCACCUGUGGCAGAAGCACAUUGCUUUGGGGUGGCCUUCUGGAGUCCCUGUGGGCCGUGGUCCCUGUCCUGGUGGGUGGUUGGGUCAGUUAAUGAGUCACAUGCGCACACGUUCCACCGCCAGCACUGGCAGCCUCGGCGAAGCCGCCGGGCACCGACCCAUGAAUGAUUUCUCACCCUGCUCCCCAAGCACCCUUUCCUUUGAUUUAAGCUUUGAGGCACACACGGUGGGUUGGGGUUUUGUCUCAGUCCCCACCAUCCCUGCACUGGUGUUGCACCAAAACCCUCACUUUCAGGGGCUUUGUUCAGUCAGUUGCUUUUCCCGAGGUUCCCGUUCGCCCCAGGAGAUUUUUGGCUUGCAUACAACUGGCACAGUGCUAAAGGGGUAAAGGAAACUGCCUCUCAGCGCACCACACACCAGCAUUUAAACACCCUCCAGGUGAAAGCUCUGCUGUAGCACAUCCCUUGAACACACUGAGCCAUUCUACUGUACUUCCAUCACGGGGAGCUUCUGGGUCCCACGUGGUUAGAGUUUGAAUGCUGGGUGUCAGAUCUUCAGCUGGUAAAAAUCACCAUUACUGUUUCUGGCAGUGAGGCUGUGAAAGGUGGAGGAGGUGGGAAGCAGGUCCCAGAGUCAGGUGGUUGUAAGGAUUUUCCACGCUCAGGUGUCUUGUGCCAGCCCGUUCACUCUCGGCGUCCUCGGACAAGCUCUGGACUGGCAUCAAGAGUUUGAGCUCUAUUUAAUGUCACACUGUGGUGGCUCAGAGAAAGGUUUCACUUUGAGGGUAAUUAAUAGGUAAGGAAACACAUUUACAGAAAAAAGGUUGAGGAUUUUAGCCUAAUACCAUAAUGUUCACUUGCUGAUGCAGCCUGUGUCUCUCCAAAGCAAUUACUGUGGAUGGUCUCCCGAGGAAAGUGCAUUGUCUCUGCUAUCUGAUACACUGAAGAACAUUUCUGGCCACAGUGCUUGUGGAUCCUGCUGCAGGGCUGUGGCUCACCCUCAGCCUGCCUGGGGCUGGCUGUGACCUGCUGGGAUGCUCCCAGCCACGGCAGCACCCAGGGCAGACAGAGGCGGUGAGAGUUUAUUGUGGUAGUCAGUGCCUGUUACGACUUGAUGUGUUUCCAUGCCAAGAUUUCUUUCCCACGUGGAAAGGGACUGGGCAGCAGGUUGAGCAUCAAUCCAAAGAUACAGCAGCACCUGAAAUGGGAGACACUGUCUCAAACCUGAUCCCAAGUAAAUUCCUUCAGGAAACAUCACAAAUCUGCCACCACAGGCAUCUCACACUGGCACAAACCCUUCCCUGGCUGCUCUCGGGACCCAAGCCUGACUCUGGUCUGGGUUACACUGGUGUAAAUCAGGAGUGACACGGUUUGACCUCUGCUGUGCUGGCAGAGGUGCUCUCAGGAGCAGGGCCACCCUGGUUUAUGUGGCUCUUAAGAAAUUGGCUGCAGGAUUUGGUGACUCUGGGGUGAUUGCAGAUGACAGGCUGGAGUCCCCUCUCGCUGUCUGACAGGCUCUGUUGUGCUCAGGUUACUGUGGGCAGCACUUUGUGGAACUGUCUGGAAACUCCUGUGCAACUCCUGAAUUUGUUUUAAAAAUGCAUUCAGUCUUCUCUGCAAUAAAGUACAGACUGUACAACAGGGAUGAACGCUCCAAAUCUGUUUUACACUGUUCACUUCUGUUUGGAACUCUGGUCCAGUUCAGUUAAUUGCAAAGGUAUUUGGUAGUUCUGUGGCAUUUCUCACAGCAGCAUGUUCUUGGUCACUGCAAGAGCUUGUGAAACACUGAUUUGUUGUGCAAGCAGCAACUGAAACCAAGUUGCAUGUGAGUGGAAAGGGCUUGUACCAAACCAAAGAAUUUGGUCAACCUUAAGCCGACAGAGGAACCUGUAAAGAGCAAAUGGCUCACAGGAAAAUUCACAGAUUUUGCUCCCAGGGGCAGAAAGUGGUGCUGAAGCAGGAGGGUUGUGGUUUUCUCCUAAGUCAUUCCAGAGCCAGCCUUCAGAUGGCCUGCAAGUACCGGGUGCUGUCCUGAGGAAUUCCAUUCUGAUUAAAGGUCCCAAGGACAUGCCUGUGGUUGAGCUUGUAAGAACAGUCAUCUUCAUUUCUAGGGCCAAAAUGUGUAACAUUCACAGGGUUUAGGGCUAGACAGGAGCUUUGUAAUCAUCACUGAGUGUCUGCAAAAUGCAGGUCACUGGGCUGCACCAUCUCCACACCCAGUGGGUCUGGCCUGGAAAGAAAGCAUGGCUUUAGAAUCAGUGGAUCUGGGGUUUAAAAGUAAGAAACAGUCAAUAAAAUAAGCUUUUUUUUGUUUUGCCUAGGAGGUGUUCCCUCAUCUGCUACAAACUGGCCAUAAACAAAUGAAGCCAUCUACUGCCAUUUUACUGCCUUUUGGGAGUGUUGCAGUUGCCUGUGCUUUGGAAAUAAACACCUUGCCAAACUGAAGCCUUUUUUUUGCAAAUGGACAGUGCAGCAGGUGCUCUCAGGUCUCCUUUUCAAUAUUGCUGUUGCCGCUGUGGAAAUUAAAAAUCCUGAACUGUCUGCCCUCAUCCAGGGGUGUUUGUGGUCCCUGUGAGGAUUAAUGCCAG
This is a messenger RNA of Myiozetetes cayanensis, 4201 nucleotides long. RefSeq names its product protoheme IX farnesyltransferase, mitochondrial. Gene Ontology annotation, biological process: heme biosynthetic process. Gene Ontology annotation, molecular function: protoheme IX farnesyltransferase activity. The record is from RefSeq and is a predicted model, not a curated record. The coding region runs from base 49 to 1410 and encodes 453 amino acids. The transcript has 7 exons. NCBI's taxonomy places the organism in Eukaryota, Metazoa, Chordata, Aves, Passeriformes, Tyrannidae. Gene Ontology annotation, cellular component: mitochondrial membrane; mitochondrion.